UGUCACCGCGAAAAGGGGCCGGGCGGGGACAGCAGCUCCCUCCGCGUGAGAGGGGGAAACGGAGCCGGCUCUUGCUGCUCCCAGAGGCCCGGUCCCGCCGGCAGCUGAAGCCAUGAACGAAGCAGAGCUGAUCGAGGCCUUCAAAGCCCAGAUGAGGGAGGAUCCCGACGUGGCCUCGGCCGUGGCCGCCAUCCGCACGCUGCUGGAGUUCCUGAAGAGAGACAAAGGUGAGACCAUUCAGGGUUUGAGAGUAAAUCUCAAAAAUGCCAUUGAAACUCUAUCUGGUGUUGACUCUUCGGUGGCAGUCUCUUCAGGGGGAGAGCUCUUCCUAAGGUUUAUCAGUCUCACCUCACUGGAGUACUCGGACUAUUCAAAAUGUAAAGAAAUCAUGAUUGAACGAGGGGAACUUUUCCUUAGGAGAAUCUCUCUUUCAAGAAACAAAAUUGCAAAACUCUGCCAUACGUUUAUCAAAGAUGGUGCUCGAAUAUUAACGCAUGCCUAUUCGAGAGUGGUCCUCAGAGUGUUAGAGGCAGCUGCUGCAUCAAAGAAGCGUUUCAGUGUUUAUAUUACUGAAUCACAGCCCGAUCAAGCAGGGCAAAAAAUGGCAAAGGCCCUUAGCAAGCUCAACGUUCCUGUGACUGUGAUUCUAGAUGCUGCAGUUGGCUACAUCAUGGAGAAAGUGAACCUAGUAAUAGUUGGUGCUGAAGGCGUGGUUGAAAGUGGAGGAAUUAUUAACAAGAUUGGUACAAAUCAAAUGGCUGUGUGUGCCAAAGCUCAGAAUAAACCGUUUUAUGUGGUAGCAGAAAGCUUCAAGUUUGUAAGACUCUUCCCUCUGAAUCAACAGGAUGUCCCAGAUAAAUUUAAGUACAAAGCAGACACCCUGAAAACAAACCGAAGUCUAACUGAGGAGCACCCCUGGAUUGACUACACCUCACCAUCACUAAUUACAUUGCUGUUUACAGACCUAGGUGUGUUAACUCCAUCAGCUGUCAGCGAUGAACUUAUUAAACUUUAUCUGUAAUGAAGCAGAUUCACUGCACGUUAUGCUCUGUUGUUCAAUGACCAUCCCUUCACAGUUACAGAGUU
Messenger RNA from Terrapene triunguis (Three-toed box turtle), 1086 nucleotides. It is a transcript of the gene EIF2B1, whose product is annotated as eukaryotic translation initiation factor 2B subunit alpha. Gene Ontology annotation, molecular function: translation initiation factor activity; guanyl-nucleotide exchange factor activity. The transcript is spliced from 9 exons. The record is from RefSeq and is a predicted model, not a curated record. Gene Ontology annotation, biological process: translational initiation. Gene Ontology annotation, cellular component: eukaryotic translation initiation factor 2B complex. The coding region runs from base 113 to 1021 and encodes 302 amino acids. Lineage: Eukaryota; Metazoa; Chordata; Testudines; Emydidae.